Cyanidioschyzon merolae strain 10D is the source of this 1221-nucleotide messenger RNA. Its product is annotated as coproporphyrinogen III oxidase. The record is from RefSeq and is a predicted model, not a curated record. The coding region runs from base 1 to 1221 and encodes 406 amino acids. Gene Ontology annotation, molecular function: coproporphyrinogen oxidase activity. Gene Ontology annotation, cellular component: cytoplasm; chloroplast stroma. The transcript has a single exon. Lineage: Eukaryota; Rhodophyta; Bangiophyceae; Cyanidiales; Cyanidiaceae.
AUGGCGCCUCUGUGUUUUACAGUUGCGCCUGCGAGGAAAAACGGGUCAGAACGCUUGCGCCGGUUGGGGGCCGAGCGAGCGGACGGCGCGUUCCUGGCGGCUUUAUGCAAGUCUAGAUGGGCGCGCUUCGGGCGCAGAACACAAGUCUCAGGUCUCCACUGGAAACUUACCUGCAUUAGCACGCAUGAGAAUGUGUCUGAGGCACCGAACUCACUAUUACGUGAGGAAGACCUUCAGAGUGGCCCGCUGACGACCGAGCACCAGAGACAUAUUCAAGGUGUGCCUCCGGUACACCCCAGAAUGCGGGCGAAUUUUGAGAACAUGAUAAGAGCUGCUCAGAACUCCAUCUGUCUUGCGUUAGAGAACGUCGAUGGUUCCGGAAAGAAGUUUCGUGAGGACGCAUGGGUACGCGGCGCUGAUGGCGGUGGCGGCAUUUCCCGCGUUCUCCAAGACGGUCAUGUUUUUGAAAAGGCCGGUGUUAACGUGUCCAUUGUUUACGGCACCAUGCCUCCCGAAGCCUUGCAGGCAGCCUCUGCCGGCGCUGUCGCUCGUAAUGCGGGAUACGCCCGGGACGAACGAGUCCCGUUCUUUGCGGCCGGAAUCUCAUCCGUCAUUCAUCCAUGGAAUCCGCAUGUUCCGACGAUGCAUUUCAACUAUCGGUACUUUGAAACCGACAAGGGCAUGUGGUGGAUGGGCGGGGGCACCGAUCUCACGCCGUCCUACCUUUACGUCGAGGAUGCGCAGCAUUUCCAUGGCGUUCUGAAAUCAGUCUGUGAUCGCCACGAUGCCGCGUUCUAUCAAAGAUUCAAAAAAUGGUGCGAUGACUAUUUCCUCAUUCGUCAUCGGGGCGAGCGUCGCGGCAUUGGAGGCGUGUUUUUCGAUGAUUUGAAUGAUCGCCCGGCAGAGGAACUGUUCAAAUUUAGUUCAGAUAUGGUGGGCCAUGUGGUUGAGGCGUACGUCCCCAUCGUUGAACGCCGCAAGCACAUGCCAUACACUGAAGAGCAAAAACGUUGGCAGCAGUUGCGUCGAGGUCGAUAUGUGGAGUUCAACCUCGUCUAUGAUCGCGGCACCGUCUUUGGUCUCAAGACCGGCGGUCGUAUCGAAAGCAUUCUUAUGUCGCUGCCGUUGACGGCACGAUGGGAGUACGAUCAUCAACCAGCAGAAGGGACUCCAGAAUGGGAUCUUCUAGAUGCGUGCAGACAUCCUCGUGAAUGGGUGUAG